CUUCCCGUCCUCUCUCUCUCUCUCUCGCUUUAGCUGGCGAACGACGAAGAAUCCAUCCCCACCCUACUUCCUUUUUAGUUGUCGACUACUGUACCUAUCCGCUUCUUCACACACUCCCAAGCUUCCUCUCUCUAAAUUCUCCUCUUUAUCUCUGUCUCUUGUCGUUCCUCGUCGUCGUCCUCCUCUUCGUUCUCCUCCAAUGGCGCCGUUGUCGGAUUCAUCGUCGUCGGAGCAGCAGCAGAGCAUUUUGGUGACGGGUGGCGCGGGGUUCAUCGGGACGCACACGGUGCUGCAGCUCCUCAGGGGGGGCUUCCGUGUCACCAUCAUCGACAACCUCAGCAACUCCGUCCCGGAGGCCGUCGACCGCGUCCGCGAUCUCGCUGGCCCCGCCCUCUCCCGCAAUCUCCAAUUCUACCUCGGCGAUCUUCGGAACAAGGAGGACUUGGAGAAGGUCUUCUCCGAAACCAGAUAUGAUGCUGUCAUCCAUUUUGCUGGACUGAAGGCUGUUGGCGAGAGUGUGGCAAAGCCUUUGCUUUAUUACAAUAACAAUUUGAUUGGCACAAUAAACUUGUAUGAGUUUAUGGGAAAAUAUGGUUGUAAAAAGAUGGUCUUUUCAUCAUCUGCUACAGUUUAUGGUCAGCCUGAAAAGAUUCCAUGUGUUGAAGAUUUUGAGCUCAGAGCAAUGAAUCCAUAUGGUAGGACGAAGCUUUUUCUUGAAGAGAUAGCUCGUGAUAUUCAAAAGGCUGAUCCAGAAUGGAGAAUUAUACAUUUAAGAUACUUCAACCCUGUUGGAGCUCAUGAGACUGGUCAUAUUGGUGAAGAUCCUAAAGGUAUUCCAAAUAAUUUGAUGCCUUACAUCCAGCAAGUUGCUGUUGGCAGGCUGCCUGAGCUAAAUGUAUAUGGAUAUGAUUAUCCAACAAAGGAUGGUACUGCGAGAAAUAGAGCUAGAACCGGUGAAGAAAAUCCAAGCUUUGGAGAUCUGCGAUGCAAGCUUGAAAAUUUUGUAGAUGAAAUACGAGACUACAUUCAUGUCAUGGACUUAGCUGAUGGCCAUAUAGCAGCUCUUAGAAAGCUUUUUGCUACGGAAGAUAUUGGUUGUGUUGCUUACAACUUGGGGACUGGCCAUGGAACAUCUGUACUUGAAAUGGUUGCAGCAUUUGAGAAGGAAUCUGGCAAGAAAAUACCCAUCAAGUUAUGCCCAAGGAGACCAGGUGACGCUACUGCUGUCUAUGCAUCGACAGAAAAAGCUGAAAAGGAACUAGGUUGGAGAGCACAAUAUGACAUAGAAGAUAUGUGCAGCGACCAAUGGAACUGGGCAAGCAACAAUCCAUAUGGUUACCAGCCCCAACCUUGAAUUCUCAAGUUGUCAGUCUCGUGCAAAAAGCCAAGUAGAUAUUAGACUAUGGAAUUCCAAAUAAUCUUUCUUUUCUGCCAUGACGAGCCAUUUGCCAGGUUCAGAAAUGUCUUUGUCACAUCAUGAACUAAAGUAAGACAUUAUCUUUUUUUAUCGUGCAGCUGGUUAAGCCCUUCUUUGUGAAAGGUUAAGUUGGAAUCAAAUGCACAUUUUACUUCAAGGUGUUUCUAAAUGAAGUUCAGUGUCAGAGAGUGAGAAGUAUGGUCUGUAGAGGCUCAGGUUCCCGUUGUUGAGGUCACAGGUACAGUUCACAUAUGCAGCUAUAGAAGUGGAUGAUAUCGCUGGUGCUCUGUGCCCUGUUUAGGGGUGCCUUUACGGUCUUCGAUCCAACCUGUUCAUGGAGAACUGUGGGCGAUCAGGUUGAGUUAGCUUGCUUUGAGUUUUAUUUGGUUACAUUGGUCUGGUUUGGUCAAGUUUGAUCCACUCGAGUCUGAUUAGAUUGGGUUGAUGUAGGUCACAUUUACUUGAGUCUGGUCCAUCGGAGCCAUAAACUCAAAAUUAAUGACUUUGAAAGCAAUUGCCUUGAAGUAA
Elaeis guineensis (African oil palm) is the source of this 1945-nucleotide messenger RNA. RefSeq names its product bifunctional UDP-glucose 4-epimerase and UDP-xylose 4-epimerase 1. Gene Ontology annotation, molecular function: UDP-glucose 4-epimerase activity. Gene Ontology annotation, cellular component: cytosol. Lineage: Eukaryota; Viridiplantae; Streptophyta; Magnoliopsida; Arecales; Arecaceae. The record is from RefSeq and is a predicted model, not a curated record. Gene Ontology annotation, biological process: galactose metabolic process.